UUGACAUUUGGCCCAUGUGAGUAGAGCAGAGCGAGAGGAAUCACACGCCUGAGGAGGACCGAGGACUAAUAGAGUACUUUCUUUCGCGCUUAUGUAGGCUCUUUCUUAUUUACCGGACAUUUUCGAGUGUAAAUAAAUACAAAAAAAACAAAAACAAACCCCAAACAGGUUCGUACAAAUGCAGCCAUGACCUCCGUGUGGAAGAGACUCCAGCGCGUCGGUAAGAGAGCGUCCAAGUUCCAGUUUGUCGCGUCCUAUCACGAACUUACCGUCGAGGGCACCAACAAAUGGCAGCCAGACAAGCUGAGAGUGGUUUGGACCAGACGAAACAGACGAAUCUGCACUAAGCUUCAUGGCUGGCAGCCUGGCAUCAAGAAUCCGUACAGAGGGACAGUGUUGUGGCAGGUACCUGAGAAUGUGGAUAUUACAGUCACACUCUUUAAGGAUCCAAAUGCUGAUGAAUUUGAAGACAAAGAUUGGACGUUCAUCAUUGAAAAUGAGACAAAGGGUCAUCGGAAAGUUCUAGCAUCAGUGGACGUAAACAUGAAGAAGUAUGCCAACGUCACUUCAGCCACGUUUGACCUGACGCUCAAUCUGAAGCCACUCUCUGUGAAAGUGGUGGACGCUACGCUAAAGCUCAGCCUGACCUGCAUCUUUCUCAAAGAGGGCAAGGCCACUGAUGAGGAUAUGCAGAGUUUAGCCAGUCUAAUGAGCCUUAAACAUUCAGACAUUGGAAACCUGGAGGACUUCAACGACAGUGAUGAAGAAGACAAGAGGAUGAUUACAGGAACAGGCAGAAGCAUGGCAGUCACAGCUCCUCUUCCUCCUGUUAGAAAAGUUCAUGAUGAGGCAUGGAGGCCUGCUGUAGACACAAACCCUUUUGUCACAGUUCAUUCUGAAAUGGAUUUGAGGAGUUCAUCAUCAUCAUCAUCCUCUGUUCCUAACCUUCCUCAUCAAGCCUGCCACCUGUUCCAGACCUCUGUCAAACCUUCUCUCUCAUCACUUUGUACUGCACCCACCCAUCUCCCUGACCUUUCUGGCUCAUCCCAGGCAUCACAUGCCUCCCGUUUUGCCUUUACUGUACCGGCAUUUAUUCGUGCUCAUCCUCCUGCCCUGCCCAAAAUCUUCCAGCCAACAGCAGGCUCAGUGCCUGUAUCUGUUUCCCGAAAGCCCUCAGGGGGCCAGGCUGACGCUCGUAUGACCGAGGUCAAUAGCUCCGUAGCUUCACACCCACGACCCCUCUCCUCCACAUUUCCUGGUCCCAGCGCUCCUCCUUUCUCUCUUUCCUCCACCUUCUCCUCCUCCUACUCCUCUCAGCUGACUGCUCCACCUGCUAUUUCUCAGACAGAGUCGCACAGACAACUCGGCAUAUUGAGAGAGGAGGAAUAUCCCACUGCAAUCUGUCCUGGUGAGGAAAAUGCAGAUACCAAAACAUCAAAUGCUCACCAAGCCAAAGACUUAAGAUCGUCCCAUUGCAAGGCUGGGCAUAUCACCACAGCCAAUCAUAAACCAGACGGAGAAUCAUUGUUUGAACUGCAGAUCGUGAAGCCAGCACCAAGACAAGCUACAGAGGAUUCUUCAAACCUGCCUGUCCCAAGGCCUCGUGUGAAGAAACGUCUAAGUGCCUCAUUCCCAGAUGAUACCUCGGUUCCCGCUGAUGAAAUAACCCAUCCGGCAGAAGGUUCUAAUAAGAACAUUAAUGAACCAAUUCUCACCAGAGGGAUUACGAAGACAGAAGCCAUGGUCCAUCAUGGAGGUUCUCCAGGAAACGCUGCUGCAUCCACUGAGGCAGAGACAACAUGCCUUGUAGAUUCCAGCCAGUCUCUUCUAGAGUGGUGCCAAGAGGUAACGCAAGGUCACAAAGGUGUGAAGAUCACAAACUUCAGCACCUCCUGGCGAAAUGGUCUUGCUUUCUGUGCCAUCCUCCAUAAUUUCCAUCCUGAUAAAGUGAAUUUCGAAAUGCUGGAUCCUUAUGACAUUAAGCAGAACAACAAAAAGGCUUUUGAUGGUUUUGCUGAACUGGGCAUCUCCAGACUGAUCGAGCCCUCUGACAUGGUACUGCUGCCCGUGCCUGACCGGCUCAUUGUUAUGACUUACCUCAGCCAGAUCCGAACACACUUUACUGGCCAGGAGCUCAGUGUGGUACAGAUUGAACAGAACAGCAAUGAGUCAAGCUAUGCCGUGGGAGAUAAAAUACAGAACACAGACCCGGAUGCUGCUGCACGCUAUUAUGCUGAGAGAUUCCAGACCAGCCACCUUGCUCAGGAGACAGCUGGGAACGUCAUUGACAAAGGAACUAAGGAGAAUCCAAAUACCAAUGGUAGUUUGGUACCACCUCCUCGAACUAAACGGACUCAAGGGAUGAGUCAAGCGGGAGGCUCAGGGGGAGCCCAGGCUCCAGUCGUUCCUCCAAGGACUCACACUUCAUCCACCAAGGGUUUUUCUCAUGUCAGGGAUGCAGAUUUGGUAAAGAAGCGGCGAUCACAGCUGAGAGGGGAGUCUUUUGAAGAGACUGAGAUGUCAGAGAAACUGACUGCAGCAGAGACUGGACCAAGUCAUGCUGAGAGUGGAGCAGCCAAAGCACCCUCAGGAGCAUUGGAGUGUGGGGAACAGGGAAAAGCAGGAGAUGGCCAGGAUGUCAGUCAGUAUGUCUUGAGUGAGAUGCAGGCCCUGGAGGCAGAGCAGAGGCAGAUAGAUCACCGGGCUGACAUUGUGGAGAGGAAACUAAGAAGACUUAUGGAGUCUGGUAGUGAUCGCGCAGAGGAAGAGAAACUGAUUCAAGAGUGGUUCACGCUAGUUAACAAGAAGAAUGCCUUAAUCAGGAGACAAGACCAUCUGCAAUUACUACUAGAGGAGAAUGAUUUGGAGAGGAGGUUGGAACUGCUCAAGGUGGAGCUUAGAGAUCUCAUGGCAGUAGAAGAGUGGCAGAAGACUCAGGCCCAUAAAACCAGAGAGCAUUUGCUGCUGCAAGAGUUGGUGUCUCUUGUUAACCAGAGGGAUGAACUGGUCCAUGACAUGGAUGCCAAAGAGAGAGGAGCUUUGGAAGAAGAUGAAAGGUUGGGAAGAGUUUUGGAGCAGAGACAAAGAAAGUAUGGAAGUCAAAAAGAGAAGUGGAGGUAGCAGUUUUCACAUGGACAGACUGUUAGAUUUAUUUGGAGAAACAAGAAAUGUGGAACUUCAAGUCCCGUGCCAGUGACGUACAGAAACAAGAAGUGAAAGAGACGUGGAUUAAUAAUGGAAAAAACCAUGCAACUAUUUUGCAAUGAAAGUGGAAAGGUUAAUACUUGUGUAGUGGCCUUUUAACAUGGGGACAUUUGAACACUUUAUACUACGUAUAGAUCUGAAAACUACAUGCUUUCCUGAAAUGAAAUGUUGAUCUGUCACUCAUAUCUCAACUGCGGAAAAAAAGCAUUAUAUAGCAUUUUAAUUCCAUUUAAAAUUUAUUCAAACUUGAGAGACCAAAAACAAUCCCAUGGUUAAAGUCAGAGAUCACGUUUUUUCCCCUUUCUGAUGUUUGAAGAUGAACAGAAGCUCUUGUCCUGUAUCUGCAUGAUUUUAUGCAUUGUGCUUCUGCCACAUGAUUGGAUUGCUGAAUAAUUGCAUGAAUGAGCAGGUGCACAGAUGUUCCUAUUAAAGUGGCCCUUGGGUGUGUAUAUAUAAAAGCGUUGCAGGUGUAAAAUGCAAUUCUGAGGCAUGGCUUGGUGUCUGUGUUUAAUUCCUGUUUCUUUAGUUUCUUGGCUAGACAAUUACGUGUUUUUGCUUAGCUCAUUACUUUCUAGUCCAUUGUUUUCUUUUUUUUUAAGAAACCCUGACGUCCCUGAGUUCUUGGCAUACUUCAAGAGAAUGGGAUAAAAUAUCACACUGCACGUACAUAUUACAGACAACAGUUCAUAUUUCCGUAUCAUAUUUCUAACACUGCUGAAAAAUCAAACAGCUGGAGCUUUUUUUUUUUUAAUUGCUCCAAGACUCUAAGAUUUUUGCUAUUGACCAUUUUCUCAUUCUCUUCAGUAUAAGUAUGUGACCAUCAGCAUGGGAGAAAACCAAAGAGGUCUGAACACAAAGAGAAAAAAAUCCAAGAUGGUUGACAUGUCAACUAAUGAAUAUGAAAAUACAUUUGCAGUUGAUCACAUAUUUAAACACAACCAUGACCUUAAUAAAACAGUUGAAAAUUUUGAGUUGGAGCUACAUUUGCAGACAGUUUUGUAGUAAUUAAAAAAACAUUUUAUGGUUGAAAAAAAAUUGUGGUGAAAAUAAGCCUAUGGCAAGUUUCCAUGUGUUUAAACUCAGUUUAUAUAUUUAUAUAAGCUGAUUGGUUUAGUGGUUAGCACGUUUGCCUCGCACACCCGGGGUUGGGGGUUCAAUCUCCUCCUCUGCGCACCACGGGUGCGUUUGCAUGUUCUCCCCGUGCUUCGGGGGUUUCCUUCGAGUACUCUGGUUUCAUCCACCAGUCCAAGGACAUGCGUUGUAGUUUGAUUGGCAUUUCCAAAUUGUGUGAGUGUGUGAUUGUCCCCUGUGAUGGGUUGGCACUCCGUCCAGGGUGUCCCCCGCCUCAUGCUCUGAAUCUCCUGGGAUAGGCGACCUUGUAUAGGAUAAGCAGUACAGAAGAUGGACAAUUUAUGGAUAUUUGCUGAUUUUUAUCAAGAGCUUUAAUACUUCUGGAUUUCACUAUAAAUAGAAUUUGAGUUAAAAACUUGUAACCCAGUGGGAAAAACCUAUUGCAAAAUAGAGAAACAUUUCUUAUGUAACUUGAUUCACAGAAUGUCGAUCUUAAAUAAAUCUAUGGAAUGUUUUGAAA
Molecule: messenger RNA, 4795 nt
Organism: Ictalurus furcatus (blue catfish)
Lineage: Eukaryota; Metazoa; Chordata; Actinopteri; Siluriformes; Ictaluridae
Gene: ehbp1l1a
Product: EH domain binding protein 1-like 1a
Exons: 24
Coding region: 187-3120 (977 amino acids)
Molecular function (GO): protein binding
Source: RefSeq, a predicted model, not a curated record